This is a messenger RNA of Seriola aureovittata, 3418 nucleotides long. Its product is annotated as protein FAM124B. Gene Ontology annotation, cellular component: nucleoplasm. The record is from RefSeq and is a predicted model, not a curated record. NCBI's taxonomy places the organism in Eukaryota, Metazoa, Chordata, Actinopteri, Carangiformes, Carangidae. The coding region runs from base 225 to 1919 and encodes 564 amino acids. The transcript is spliced from 7 exons.
UCUGUAUUUCUUCAUAAUCAUACAGAACCUUUAUUUUAACAUAACGGUGUAUGGUUGCCUGGUGACGUCAGUGUCCCAGCACGGCGUCCCAUUUUUUUUAAAAGCAGGCUGUGGAAAGAAAUCCAACAGGAUGCUUUUCACUCUCAGCCAGGACUGCUGCUGCAAACACCACUCAAACUUUCUGUCCGGAACAGUGGGCCAAAUGUGAAAGUGUGUACCGGGUGAUGUUUCGAGGAACGGCGGAGUUAAAGAGAGCUGACGAUGAAAACGUGGACUCCGGAGCUGAGACUGCCGAAUCUGACUGCAGCAGGAUGUCAUCAACUGGCAGUAAGCAAGGGCUUGAGCUCGUUACCAGAAGGGGCAAGCCGCAGCGACAGCGGCAGCAGCAGCUCCUGCUAAUGAAUUUGCAUCUGCUGGCCAAUCCUGGAGACUCUCUGCUGCUGCAGCACACCUUGGAUCGCCUGCUGUGCUGGCUCUGUCCAAGCCUCCGUAUCUUCCAUGUGUCAGAGAGGGCCUCCCCAUUUAGGAGUUACACCCACCUCUGUCCUGUUUCAGGCUACCCUUCCCUGGCCAUCACGUUCUUCCUCCAUGAGGCCUAUGGAGAGGAACGAAUCCUCAAAGUGCUGGACUUCUUUCAAAGGCCUCCCUGGCAGUACCAUCAUACCGAGAGCUGCGGCAACCGAACUGGAGGGAUCCACAUUACGUCUAGCAGCUCCCCUGCCAACGCCCUGCUGCGGCCCUACCUCCUGCCUAGCAGAGACUUCUAUAGUUUGGGUGCAGGGAUGCCUGUGUGGGGGGUUCGACCAGUGCAUUGUGGAGGAGAAAUACUACGUGUGACACUGUACAGUGGAUAUGACAACUAUGAGGACGCUGUGCGGCUGUAUGAGACAGUACUACAGCAACAGGCAGAGGAGCAGAAGACUGGUUUCUGCUGGUUCACCCUCCACACUGAGCCGGGGUUGUGCCUGCAGCUGGCUUUAAAGCAGUUGUCACCAGGGGUUCGAGUGGAGACAUGUAGUUCUGCUGUGCUGCAGUUUAGUGUGGAAGAAAUUGGCCAGCUGGUCCCACUGCUGCCAAACCCCUGCACACCCAUCAGCAAUACACGUUGGCAGACAGAAGACCUAGAUGGAAACAAGAUUCUCUUCCAGGUGAAAACCCCAGCUCAACCUCAGCGACCUCUGACCUGUGCUUUCCCCCUGACCUGCCCCAGCGUGUCCCCUCGAGGAAUGCAGCUCAGGAGCUCAGGACAGGGCCACAGCCUGUCGCCCUGCAGCCUCACCACUCCCUUGCCCUGGCAAACACAUAGACAAGGUCACAGACCACGCAGUGACCCCUUCCUGGAGAAGCUUCAUGGAGGAGGAGGUGGAGCAGAGAGCCUUGGAUCAGGAAGCUGCUGUAGCACCCCUCCAGGCAGCUCCUGUUACUCAUCCCAGCGCAGCAGCCCUGCCCCGCCCUCAACCUCCAAUCACCCUGAAUCUCCUCUGCGCCCCUCUAUCACCCGUUCUUGCUCCCAUCUCCUCCUGGAAGAGGACGAGGAGGAGCCGGAGACCAAUGUGGACACAGGAGUCCCUGUCUCACUGCACUCUGACACAGCAGCCAAAACGAUUACUCGCUCUUCCUCCAUAGACCUUUUGAUGACUUUCCACUCUGAGAGACCUGCAGCCGUUGGGGCUUCAGCCGUCGAGAGUCUGGCCAAGGAGUUGAGUGAGUGUCUGCCACGGACACACACACACCCUCGGGGCCCCUCCAGGACGUGGGGCUCUGCUGGUUAUACGGAUGGAGCCAAGGAAGGCUGUGGCAGCAGGACUGUGGCAGUAGGACAGAGCCCCUCCAAAGGGCCUGUGGUAGAGAAUAGGACUACUGCUGAGCUGCUAUCAGCACGCACAAACGAGGAGGGAGUGGAUGAGUUCUUCAUCUAAACUCCUGCUGCUGUGCCACAUGCUGUGGUAAUAAUCACAUUGCAAUUAAAAACAUAUCACAUGGAGAAGAUGAGAAACCCUCUAACGAGGAUCUGAAGUCAAACAGGAGGAUGUGUAGUUUGACAAAAGAGCAGUGCUCUGGAACAUAGAGGAAACCAAAGUUCAGCUGCAGGAGACACUUUCCACUCAAAAGUGUCUUGGAGUAUAAAUUCUUAAAAUGGUUUGACUAGUCCAAUAAAUUUCCAAAAUGUACAGUAGCCGAAUAACUGUCCACAUCCUACUCUAACAGAUGUGUUAAAAGAGCAGCACAAGGUGAGUGCUGUGUAAGACAGUGCAGGUAAUAACAUUGUUGAAUGUCCAAAUUACCUUUAUAAUGUUGAGAUCAAACUAAUGAUUUGUACAGAUAUUUUGCUAAUUUGUAGCCCUGUGAAUAGCAAACGUGAAGGUAAGGUUUUGUAUGUGGUACUAAUGCCAGUCUAGGUUUCUGUCACAUUACUCAGCUAGAAAAACUAAUGUCUUAUUUUCAGAUUGCUUUUGAAACAGAUGAAGAUGAUCUCAGCGUGAAACACUUUGAUGUUGCUGUUGAUCGUGAUUAGAGAUCUGAUUACUCUUCACAGUGCAGCAUGGUCAGUCUGUGUUACAGAUCUGAAACCAGGCUUUACAUAGUAAAAGUAUAGCCUAGUGGCUUUUUAUUACAUUUGUUUUAAUGCACUUCAAAUUAUCCUUGUUCUAGAAUUUGUGUGUUGAAAUGUAGAAGUGGUGGAUUAGACUUGGCCAAAUUACUGUAUUGAAGACUAUUGAAUUUUCUCAGAUAUUUUUUUUCCUCUGAUAGCCUAGUGUUAACAGGAUUUUCUAAAUAAAUAAUCAAAGAAAACAUUUGGAUAUAUUUACUAUUCUAAUGUAAGGUGUCUCAAAUGUAUCCUCAGCCUGAGACCUCAGAAAUGUUAAUUACUAAGGCCACAGUAAAAUGAGAGAUCCGCAAGUCCAUCAUGUAUUGGACUGAUCAGGUACAACUAAUUGUAGUCAAACCCACAUUUUGCACAGUGGACAUGAUCAUUGUAUUGAUUAUAGCUGUCUAGAGACUGAUAAGUCUGAUAAAAGAUAAUGUUGUAUUAGUUGAGGAAAAAAAUCUAUUAAUUUCUCACGACUCAGGUCAUACUAGUCUGCUCUACAAUUAUUUUACACCUUUUCCUGUUGACUUAAACUUUAAAUCUCACCUACUACAGGUGAAACUCAAUCUAAUGAUCAUUUGUGUUACAUGUGGAUUGUGGCCAGUGCUGGAUCAAAUGCAUAUGAUUCAAGGUUAUACAAUAUGAGCUGGUCAACAGGACACUGUGGAUGUUCAGGGCAGCUCAAAGAUGUAUACUGUUAAUGGGUGUUACUGGAAAAAAAGGCUUAGUCAGGAAGUAUCAACUAUGAGGCUCUUUAGUGUCUAAACUGUUCAGUGAUGUAGAGAAAUGUCUUAAGGCUUAGUAUUAAAAGACAGUUGAAUAAAACAG